Messenger RNA from Alosa alosa (allis shad), 2730 nucleotides. RefSeq names its product interferon-induced protein 44-like. The record is from RefSeq and is a predicted model, not a curated record. The coding region runs from base 967 to 1761 and encodes 264 amino acids. The transcript has 5 exons. Lineage: Eukaryota; Metazoa; Chordata; Actinopteri; Clupeiformes; Clupeidae.
UAGAUAAUUUUAUAAAUAAUUGUUAAAUAGUACAGAGUCUAUCGCACAAACAAUCCGCCCCUAAGUUUUCCCCCAUGGGGGGCGUUUCAGCCACGGUAACCACUGUAACUGGGGGCAGUAACCAUGAUUAUGACCAGAUGCCGACUGUAUGUAUAAAAUCGUAACCGUAGACUUAAAACCAGCUACGACAUGACUAAGCGAUUGUACAUGCUCAAGUUAAUGGGGCAUCAACCUUUUUGAGAAAAAAAAUUUUUAUUCACGAUUUAACAGAAAAGCACUACACUACCCAAAAGCCUAGUCUAGAUCGCCGUUGCCAUGGAAGUGUUUGUCACUGUUCCCUCGCUGGAAUCAAGAUGGAUAACAAGGGUGUCAGAACCGAUGUGUGGCCAUCCGAUAUAAACUGUUUUUCUCAUCUUGAAAGUUGAAUUUACUCAAUGGAAAGGGUAGGAAGUCAUCUUCUUGUGAGAUUAAAAUAGAAGCAUGUUAAACUAUCGUUAGGCUGCAAAUGUUCGAAAUGGGUAAGUUUGAAAAGGCUCAUGGGAUGAGUAGUUCCUUCACUCGGAAAUUAAAAUAUGGAGACAGUCUUGUACCUUUAUUUAGUUUUUCUGUUCGUUUUUUUCUCGAAAUAAUAUGCUGUAUGAAUAUGAGUCACAUCGUAGCUGGUUAGCCUAAGGUUUCAAACUCUUUAUGUACAGAUGUUUCCAGACGUAGAUUGGAGAAAUGAAUGGGAAACUUACUUCCGGAAACUAAGCUCUCUCGGAGAAGGGGCAGGACUGUUGCACUAGACACUUGGAAGCUAAAGAGAUGACUUUCUAAAUGAAAAAUGUUUAUUCAACUACAAAACCAAUGCUGUUUUAUUCAUAUUGUUAAGAUCAAUUUGUUAUAAAAUGUUGCCUAUUAAAAUCCCUUAUAUUUGAUCAAUUCACUUUUUUAUUUAGCUCUCAUCAAAGUUGUUAAUGAAAUGAAAUGAAAAACACACUGAAAGCAAUGGAGAAGAAGCCGAGCGAAAACACACCUGCGUUCAGCUUUGGCCUCCUGAAGGCCUCACCUGCACUAGAGACACCUGCCUCUGGUGCUGAUGGGACUGCCCCUCCGAGUCUGUUCUCCACACUGACCGAGUCCAGACCUUUUGGGUUUAGGGCAGCUGUGUCGGCGUCUCAAAAUAGUGAGCCUAAGCCAAAUAUCAUUGGAGGUUAUUAUGGGGUCGCCUGCUGUCCUGUUGUGUCGGACACACCAGGCUAUGUGAAGGAGCCUUCCCUUGCAGAGAAGGUCCACUGUGUGGCCUUUGUGGUCAGCGGCCUGGAGAUCUCCUCCUACUCGGACACCAUGAAGUCCACCUUCCACCAGCUCAGAGAGCUCAUCAGCGCCCUGGAUAUACACCAGGUGGCGCUGUUGACUCAUGUGGAUAAAGUGUGUCCCAAGACAGCCAGUGACGUCUCCCAGGUGUAUAAGAGUUCACCAGUGAAAUAUGCGAUGGUGAAGGCCAGUGCUCUGCUGGGCAUGCCCCUCUCCUCCAUCGUGCCGGUGAAGAACUACUCUGAGGAGCUGGAGCUGGACCCACACACACACACGCUGCUGCUCAGAGCGCUCGACCACAUCCUGCAGUACGUGGACCUGCACCUCAGAGACCAGGGGCCAGAGAGAGGCAACACAGGAGGUUACCACAGUCCAGACUCUGUGACAGCCCAGAGGGCAAACGACGCAGAUGAUGCUCAGAGUGUUUUAUCACUUGCACCAAAACCCUCAUCGCUGUUCGACUGAAAGAUUGUGACAAAUCUACAAGCCUCAAUUUUGUGGAGGAAUAAUAGUUCCAAAAGCAAUACAUCAGAUUGUCUUGAUUCUCUCUCUUAAAUCUUGAUUUUUCCUAUGACUGGUUUUGAAGUUUGUACUGUUGCAGUACUGUACAGGGCUGUGCCGGAGAACUGCCCCCUGGGAACAGUAAAGUCUCACGUCUGUUGUCAGACAGAGCUGCUUUUAGAGCAGUACUUUUCUGGCAACAAAAAUAGCAUUCAGCAUUGUUUUUUUAUUGGAUUUCUAUGAAAAAGGCACCUAAUUGAACAAAUCAGCUGCUACUCUUCAUUUUCGAUUCAAAUACCAUGAGCUUAUCCACUUCAAAACAUUAUUCCUUUGUAAGCACAAUGUGGCAUCCCUUCUUGGGCUGAGGAAAACUAAACAGAUGACGACACAUCUUUGAAAUUAUUAUAGUUUUCAAAAACACCACAAGCUUCCACUCUUCAAAACAUCAGGCAUUAUUUUACAGGCACUAUAGAGUACCCCAUCCUAGCUGGGGGACGAUGCAGCCCGUGCAUAAAGCUCAACCUCUUGCAGCCCUCUCCACAUGGGUGGGCCCUUAUCCAUUGUCGAUGUCAACAUGUCUGCUGGUGAUACAAGCUCCACAUGUGAAGUCUUCCUCAGUACAUCCCAAAGAUGUUUAAUGGGUUAUGGUGGAGACUGUGGUGACCAAUAUAGGAUGUGUGAAAACAUUCCUAAUUUGAGUCCAAAAUGAAUCCUGGAGUUGUCAUCCAGUAAUAUGCCUGUGCCAUCAGGGAAGAAAAUGUAUUGAUCAUUUAGUCAUCUGACGUGUAGACCUGACCAACUGAGCAUCCUCUGUGACGGAAAUGUCCAUCACUCUGGAACACGGUAUAUUUGUAGUCAACGGACCAAAUUAUCUCUUUCAAUCACUUCAGAUCUUUAUGCUCCCUAAAGCAAAUUAAACUUCUUUCCAACCAG